This is a messenger RNA of Apodemus sylvaticus (European woodmouse), 2055 nucleotides long. RefSeq names its product kinesin family member 12 (gene Kif12). NCBI's taxonomy places the organism in Eukaryota, Metazoa, Chordata, Mammalia, Rodentia, Muridae. The coding region runs from base 1 to 1959 and encodes 652 amino acids. Gene Ontology annotation, molecular function: microtubule motor activity; ATP binding; microtubule binding. The transcript has 19 exons. The record is from RefSeq and is a predicted model, not a curated record. Gene Ontology annotation, biological process: microtubule-based movement.
AUGGAGGAACGUGGGUCUCCUGACGGAGACCCAGCAUGGAGCCUGGAACAAGGGCCAGAAGGAUCAGAAACCCCCAUUCAAGUGGUGCUCAGGGUGCGUCCCAUGAGCACAAUGGAGCUGCGUAGAGGGGAGCAGAGUGCACUGCACUGCUCGGGGACCAGGACUCUGCAGGUGAGCCCUCCGGGUGGAGGCUCCGACCUGGCGUUCCGCUUUGGCGCUGUGCUGGACGGGGCGCGCACACAGGAGGACGUGUUCAGAGCUUGCGGUGUGAAACGCCUGGGCGAGCUGGCGCUGCGCGGUUUGUCCUGCACGGUCUUCACUUUUGGCCAGACAGGUUCUGGGAAGACCUACACUCUGACUGGACCUCCACCACAGGGGGAAGGGGUGCCCGUGCCCCCCCACCUGGCUGGCAUCAUGCAGAGGACCUUCACCUGGAUAUUAGAUCGCGCGCGGCACCUGGAUUCCCCUGUCACCCUCCGAGCCUCCUACCUGGAGAUCUACAAUGAGCAGGUUUGGGACUUGCUGAGUCUGGGGUCUCCGCGGCCUCUGCCUGUGAGGUGGACCAAGGCACGAGGCUUCUAUGUGGAGCAGCUUCGGGUGGUGGAGUUUGACAGUCUAGAGGCUUUGAUGGAGCUCCUGCAGAUGGGUCUCAGCCGUCGUCGGAGCUCCUCACAUACCUUGAACCAGGCCUCCAGCAGAAGCCAUGCCCUGUUUACACUUCACAUCAGCCGACCGACUUCUCAGCAGGUACCUCCUGUGGACCCUGGGGAUCCCCCUGUCGGAGGAAAGCUGUGCUUCGUGGACCUUGCAGGCAGUGAGAAGGUAGCAGCCACAGGAUCCCGAGGGCAGCUGAUGCUUGAGGCCAAUAACAUUAACCGCAGCCUACUGGCAUUGGGCCACUGCAUCUCCCUGCUGUUGGACCCACAGAAGAAGCAGAGCCACAUUCCCUUCCGGGACAGCAAGCUCACCAAGUUGCUGGCAGACUCACUUGGGGGCCAUGGAGUCACACUCAUGGUUGCCUGCGUGUCCCCUUCAACACAAUGCCUUCCCGAGACUCUCAGCACUCUGCGAUAUGCAAGCCGAGCUCAGCGGAUCACCACCCGGCCACAGGGUCCCAAGUCCCCUGGAGUAAAGCCUCCCCAGCGAGUCGAGGCUGAGUUACUGCAGCUCCAAGAGGAGAAUCGUCACCUGCGGCUCCAGCUGGAUCGAAUGCACACUGGGGCACCAGGAGCCCAUGGAGCCCGGGCUGCCUGGGCCCAGAGGAACCUCUAUGGGAUGCUGCAGGAGUUUAUGCUGGAGAAUGAGAGGCUCAGCAAGGAAAUGAGACAGCUGCGGAGUAGCCGGGACCUGGCCCAGGCAGAGCAGCGUGUCCUGGCCCGGCAGGUCCAUGAACUGGAGAGAUGCCUCCUUUUGGCGUGCUCCCUUCCCCAGCAGAGCUCUACCCCCGUGUGUCCCUGCAGGGUGGUUCCAGCUGCCUCCUGCCAUGCACUGCCACCCCUCUGCUCCUGCUGUCACCUCUGUUCUCUGUGCCGUGUGUCCUUGGCCCACUGGGCCUGCCCACAGAGGGAGUGCCACGUGCCACAGCAGGUGCUGGACCCCGAGGCCCCUGGUCACAUGUCUCCAUCUGUGCGGCCCCCACCCUGGGCACCUCCACCAAGCUCAGGCUCUGCCAAGCCCUCGAGAGAGAGAAGCCAUAGCAACUGGACCCAGACACCAGUCCUGGCAGAGAUGCUGAUGGGAGAGGAAGUGGUACCCUCUGCACCCCCCCUGCCUGCAGGGCCCUCAAACAUGCCACAUGUGCUAAGAGGUGAAAAUUGGGGGAAGACUGGGAUCCCAAACCUGACCCCGAGGCUGGAAACCCUCACACACCAGAUCAGCAGCUCCCUGAUCCUCGGCCAGAGACAACCACAGCCCAGCGAGGACACACAGAGCCCGGGCCAAGGCCCCUCUUCCUGUUAAAGAUUGCCAGACUGACUGUGCCCACUGGGCCUCCAUCUCUCCAUCUGUGAACUGGAAAGAACUGUUGUUGGGCAGAGGUGGGGAAUCCUAAGGAGG